Messenger RNA from Sceloporus undulatus (fence lizard), 5539 nucleotides. RefSeq names its product tubulin gamma complex associated protein 6 (gene TUBGCP6). Gene Ontology annotation, cellular component: equatorial microtubule organizing center; centrosome; spindle pole. Gene Ontology annotation, biological process: cytoplasmic microtubule organization; mitotic cell cycle; spindle assembly. Gene Ontology annotation, molecular function: gamma-tubulin binding; microtubule minus-end binding. Lineage: Eukaryota; Metazoa; Chordata; Lepidosauria; Squamata; Phrynosomatidae. The record is from RefSeq and is a predicted model, not a curated record.
GCAAGAUUCACAUUAACAGUGGACCCUCAGUAAUUGAUGCUGCCAUGGAGAGUAUUACAAAACUGUUUAGUGACCUGUGUGAGGCCCAUGCCUCAGGCUUGCCAAAGACAGUCCAUUUGGGUAGAGGAAAAAGUGGCAAAAAAGGGUCAAACAAAAGUCUCAAGAAGAUAGCAUAUAAUGCUUUAUUUGCCAACCUUUUCCUGGAGGAGGGCCGGAAAAUACAAUCAAACACCCCUAAACUACCGGUGAAAAACAAAGUUUUAAUGCUAUCUUUCAACUUGAGAGUUGCUGGAAUGGGCCCAGAAGCCGACAGACUGGAGGAGCUUGUAGAUGAGUUGGAAAAGUCUACCUGUCUACCCUUUACUGAAAUCACUUCUGUUCUGGAUCUUCUGGUACAGCUUGCAGGAACUGGGCCCCCUCAGUGUUCACCACUCAAAAAGGAUUAUUUUCUGAACAACAAAUAUGUCGGGAGAAAUGUUAAAUACCAAGGCUACGAUUAUUAUGAUGUAAGUGUGUUUGAAGCAGACAUACAAGCAUUUAUUGCAAAUGAGGAGCAUCAUUUAAAUGAUACAGUUCAAAAGACUUUGCAGGUGAUGGAGGCAGCACCUGGCACAGGUCUUCCUUCCGUAGAACUCUUUUCACAAAAUUGCGCUGUGGGUGAUAGGUUUGAACGAGAAACUCGUGUCUCCCUGUUUGGUGCUCUUGUUCACAGUCGGACAUAUGACAUGGACAUCAAGCUGGACCUGCCACCAGUGCCUGACAGUGCAGAUUUAUCAGGACUUGCAAUUAAGGUUCCCCAAAGUAUUGAUCCUUCAGAGGAUGAAGGAUUCCAGUCAGCAUCCAAUCUCACUCCUGACUCGCAGUCAGAACCCAGUGUGACACCAGAUAUUGACAUCUGGGAAGCAGUUCUUACCUAUGGACCUAGUAAGCGAAGAUGCUGGGAAAGGAUUGGAUGUCCACCAGGAAAGAAAGAAGAACCAUACCUUUCUGAGGCUGGUAGAGAAGCUUUUGACAAAUUUUGCAGACUUCGAGAAGCAGAAUUGCAACUUUUCAGCAGUAACAAACUCCAGCUUCCGCAGCGUGUGCUAAUAAAAGAAUCAGAAAUUGUUAAGGAUGUUCUCAAUGUCCUUAUUGGGGUGAUUUCUAAUUCAUUCCCAUUUAAUCAGGCUGCUCAGAAAUUUGUGGUCAAGCAGGGCAUAUAUGUAUCUGGAACAUCACCUGAAAGCAUGAACUGCCUUCUGUCAGAAAUUGCUGAAUACGGAACAUAUUACACACGCCUGAGCCGCUUCUCUAUCCAACCUGUCUUGGACUCUUCAUACAGGAAAGGACUUGUGUUUCAGGCAUUCACAAGUGGGCUAAGGAAGUACCUUCAGUAUUAUCGAGCAUGUGUUUUGUCAACUCCUCCCACGUUAACUCUUCUGACUAUCAGCUUUCUCUUCAGGAAACUAGGACGCCAGCUAAGGUAUUUAGCUGAACUCUGUGGCAUAGGAGUGACUUCAGUGGGAAUUGGUGGUAAUGCCGAUGCAUUGUUUCCAACUGGAGUGAAACUUCUUUCGUAUCUAUACCAAGAGGCCCUUAAUAACUGCAGCAAUGAACAUUACCCAGUUCUUUUGUCACUACUAAAAACAAGCUGUGAACCAUACACAAGAUUUAUACAUGAUUGGGUAUACAGUGGUGUAUUCAGAGACGUGUAUGGUGAAUUUAUGAUUCAGGUGAAUGAGGAUUAUCUCAGCUUUAGAGACAAACGUUACUGGACCCAUGGAUACGUUUUGAUUUCAAAAGAAGUAGAAGACUGUGUCCCUGUGUUCCUGAAACAUAUUGCUAAUGAUGUCUACAUUUGUGGAAAAACCAUAAACUUGUUAAAGUUGUGUUGUCCCAGGCACUAUAUAUGUUGGUCUGAUAUUCCUGUUCCUCGGAUUUCUGUAAUUUUCUCCCUUGAAGAAUUAAGAGAGAUUGAGAGAGACUGCGCAGUGUACGUCAGUCGAAUGGAAAGAAUUGCACGCUAUAGUACCAUCAGCAAGGAAGAAAAGGAUCUGAAAAUGAAAGUGAAAAAACAGGGUUUAUUGUUCCAUGCUCGAGAAGCAGCUAGCGAAGCUCUUAAAGCCAUUACUGGUAAGCAAAUAUCUCAGAAAAUGGUACUGGAUGCAAAGAAGCGUGAACAGUUUCAGAUUAAAAGAACAAUUUGAAAAGAUCACAGGUAUUUAUCUUAAUUGAAUUUUCUAGACACUGAUGAUGAUUUUAGUUAUGCCCGAGAGCUCAGGAGAGGGGAGAUGAAGGCUUUAGAGAAGAUUUGUAGGAAAAGAGCAAGGUUAAUUGACCAUUACCGCAACACUAUCUGAAGAUGCAGCUCGUAGAGAAAAAAAGCCUUAUGGAAAAUUCAGAGACAUAAAUUGGAACACAGCCCGUCUCAGUUUCUGAUGGAAGAUCAAAAACAUUCCUUGGAAAUGCUUGAAAAACUUCCUGAUGGAAAAUACAGGAGGAAGGUAGACAUAAUUCCAGAAAAUCGAUGUCAACAGGUUGCAGCUGCACUUGGGCCAUUUUCAUUAUUUGCACUUCAGUUAGCUCCUGCUGAGCCUAGCUAUCUACUGAUGGGGACAGACACUCGAAAGACAGAGUCUCAGCUGGAAAAUGAUGCUUCAGAUAAGAAAUCGCUGGACUUCACAGCCAACAAUAUACGUAAUGAGUAUCCUGAGUUGGAAGAAUCAGAAACUACAUCCCAGGUACUCCAUACGGAGGAAACAAUCUCUCCCUCAAAAUCCAUGUCUGAACAACAAGGUCUGGAUUUGAAAUUUUUACCAAAACCUCAGAGAAGAAACAUUGCUGCCACCUGUGUAAAGGAGACCAGUUUAUUAGAGGAGCUUUGCGAAUAUCAGUUCCAGUCUUCCCUUGGUGAUCAGAUUGGUGAAGAAAAUUCUGUGCCAAAGGAUGUUGUAGAAGGGGAAGCCAUUACCCCAGAAUAUGACUUUAUACUGUUCUCAGGCCUUCAGUUGCACCAGCCACUCAGAGUUGGAGAAAAUGUUUUUGAUGUUGAAAGCAGGAGGCCUCGAUGGAAUAUUCAUGGCCAUGCAUCUGAUGCAAGCAUUAAAAUAGGAGAAUAUGUUCCAGAUGCAGAACAAGCCCAGCCACAUUCAAAUCCUCAUGGCCAUUCUUCAGAUGCACACAUUAAGAUUGGAGAAUAUACUUCUGAGGAAGAACCUAUCCGGCCUCGCUGGAAUAUCCACGGCCAUGUGUCUGCAGCUCACAUUCAGGUUGGACAAUAUGCCUCUGAGGUAGAACCCUCAAGGCCCAGGUGGAAUAUUCAUGGGCAUGCUUCUGAUGCCAACAUCAAAAUUGGUGAGUAUGUGUCAAACAUAGAGCCAAAUAGACCUCGGUGGAACAUCCAUGGGCACAUGUCAGACGCCAGCAUCAAAAUUGGUGAAAAUGUUUCUGAAGUGGUGUCCUCUCGACCACGGUGGAAUAUUCAUGGGCAUGUCUCCAAGUCACACUUUAAGACUGGUGAGCUGGUUUCUGAUUUUGAGACUUCAAAGCUUCGAUGGAGUGCCUUUGGCCAUGCAUCACAGUCAAGUAUUCAGAUCGGUGAGUGGACGCCUUCAAGUGACAGUGACCCAAUACCUCACCUUAAAACAAUCUCAGGUCCUGCAUCUAGUUCUUCAGUACAGGCAUUCCUGUACAAUGCGGAAUUCUCUUCAGGCAAAGACAAUGAUAAAGGACAAGAAUCAAAACCAUCUGAGUCUGUUUUGGCAGUUAACCUGGAUGAAAAGCAAGAAGAAAGCUUAAGAGAGGAAGAGGCAUUCAUAAGUGAUGAUGUCAAGCAGCUACCAAAUCCUAUUCAGAAUUUGCAGGAAGAGGAAACUGAGAAAUCCACAGAAUUGGUUCUUAUGAUGACUGAACAAAUUUGUCUCUCCGACGCCCAAACAUCUGAAAGUCAAGAAAGCGAAAACACUACUGUUGCCAUGUGGAAGAAGGAGGAGGAUUAUUUGAAAGCAUUAUCUGAUCAAUAUUGUCUUGAAGAAUAUCAGGACAACUAUGAUUUGAUGUCAGACCUUCCAGUUUCCCAUCUCCUGCAUCAUGUCAUCCCAAGAUCCUACACAUUCCCUGUGGAGCCAUCUGCAAAGUCAGCAACCGAUGAAACAGCUGUACAACUAAGUGAACUCUUGUCUCUACCAGUGCUGAUGAAACGGUCAAUUACUGCUCCCUUGGUUUCUCAUGUUUCCCUUGUAAACAAAGCCAUUGUCGACUACUACUUUGUGGAGCUGAAUGUUGAGAAGCAUUUUGGAGCAUUAAGGCAUUUUUUGUUGAUGGAAGAUGGAGAGUUUGCCCAAUCACUCAGUGAUUUACUUUUUGAAAAGCUUGGUUCAGGACAGACACCUGGUGAACUUCUAAACCCACUAGUCCUCAAUUCCAUCUUAAAUAAAGCACUGCAAUACAGUCUUCAUGGAGACACUCACCUAGCCUCCAAUCUCUCCUUUGCACUGAAAUAUCUUCCAGAGAUGUUCAAGCCCAAUGCGCCUGAUGCCCUAAACUGUUUAGAACUACGAUAUAAGGUUGACUGGCCCUUAAAUAUUGUCAUUACUGAGAACUGCAUGAAUAAAUAUAACAAAAUUUUCUCCUUCUUGCUGCAACUGAAGCAUAUGGUGUGGACUCUUAAGGAUGUUUGGUUCCAUUUGAAGCGAACUGCAUUAGUGAAACAUGCAUCAAACUCAGUCCAGUUUCGACAGCUUCAGCUUUAUAAGCAUGAAAUGCAGCACUUUGUCAAAGUUAUUCAAGGUUAUAUUGCCAACCAGAUCCUGCAUGUUACCUGGUGUGAAUUUGGAAACAAACUGUCUUCUGUAGGGAACUUGGAAGAGAUCUACAGAACACAUGCAGAAUACCUCAACAAAGCAAUCUUCCGGGGAUUGCUGACUGAAAAAGCAACUCCUGUGAUGAACAUAAUUCACAGCAUCUUCAGCCUCAUUUUAAAGUUUCGUAGCCAGUUAAUCUCUCAGUCGUGGAGUUUUGAUACUGGCAAGCAAAUGGCCAUUCAUCCCAAUUUUGGCUUAAUGCAGCAGUCCUAUAACACAUUCAAAUAUUACUCUCACUUCUUAUUCAACGUAGUAACUAAGCUUGUAAACAGAGGAUACCAGCCUCAUUUGGAAGAUUUCCUGUUACGAAUCAACUUUAAUAACUACUAUAAAGAUAACUGAAUUUGUGUAAUACAAGACAAAUGAUAGAACAGAGACUCAGAAUCAGCAGUUUACAGUUUUGUUUUGCUAUUUAAUGGACUUGGUCUGUUGAAAAAUCCCAUGAUGCUUCUAAGACAGGAAGCUUUUCCUUUAAAGGCACUGUCAAAGAAUGGGAUAGGAUCCAUAGAAAAUACCAUUAACAUCUAGGAAGAUGCUUCAUCUUUUUUCAUAGCAUGGCAGACGUUCUUACUGUCCUUUUUGGUGCAAGAAAGCAUGCCCAUACAGCAGUGUCUGCAUCAAUGUAAAUUUGUUAAUGUGUAAAUUGUGAGGGGGAAAAACACCUUGUAAAUGUGCGAGUAAUAAACAGUAAAGUAAAA